AUGACGUCAGUGAAAGAUAUAUAAGGCAUCCGGCGCGCUGCUAGAAAUCAUCAAAUUCAAACAGCAACAGCAGCUGCAAACUAGAAACAUUACUUCUUGCAUUCUUCUCUGCUCGAUUACGUGAAAACACACUCCAAAAAUGAUUGCUCUCGGUGCCACUUUGCCUUCUGUCGAACUUUGGGAGAACAAGCCCAACAACAAGGUUGAAUUCCCCGACGGAAAGAUUAUUAUCGUCGGUGUCCCCGGUGCGUUUACUCCCCCUUGCUCUUCUCAAGUCCCUGGCUAUGUUGUUGCUGCCGAGGACUUUGCUGCAAAGGGCGUUGUAGGAAUUUACAUUGUCGCUGUGAACGACGUUUUCGUCACGAACGCCUGGAAGAAGAAUUUGGGCUUUGAGAACUACGAGAACGUUCACUUUGUCUCCGACUGGAACGGUGAAUUCACCAAGGCUUUGGGUGCCGAGUUUGACGCCUCUGGUCUUUUGGGCCCUGUCCGUUCCAAGCGUUAUGCUCUUGUCGCCGAAAACAAAAAGGUCCAAAAGAUUUACGUUGAGGGUGUCGUGACCGACGUCGAUGUCAGCUCUGCCCAGAACGUCCUCGAAGAGCUUUAGAUGUAUUUUGUAUUGAUGAGUUAAUGAAUCCGUGAAGACAACGGCGGCUCGUUGGCGGCGUUUGUAACCUUAAA
Molecule: messenger RNA, 681 nt
Organism: Schizosaccharomyces japonicus yFS275
Lineage: Eukaryota; Fungi; Ascomycota; Schizosaccharomycetes; Schizosaccharomycetales; Schizosaccharomycetaceae
Product: thioredoxin peroxidase
Exons: 1
Coding region: 140-607 (155 amino acids)
Biological process (GO): cellular response to oxidative stress; cell redox homeostasis; cellular oxidant detoxification
Molecular function (GO): thioredoxin peroxidase activity; oxidoreductase activity; unfolded protein holdase activity
Source: RefSeq, a predicted model, not a curated record